AUGAAAUGUCACUUUUGAUAUGUUGGGUUAUAAUCCAUCAUAAGAAAACAUUCAGUUGUAAAACACAUUUAAAAUGAUAAAAACAAGAAAAAAUGACAUAAAAUUAACGCAACUGUCAAUGCUAGAAUUAAAGGAUCUUUUAGAUAGAGAAAAUAAGCUAGUAAAUAACAGAAAACUUUUUGCAAAAUUACCGGAUAAAGGCGAAUCAGUGAUAAGAUUUCGUGACAAAAUACAAGAAGAAAUAAAUAACAGAAAUGAAAUAUGCAACAUUGAGCAAUCAUUAAAUAAAUUAAGUUUGGAUGUGAAUUUUUGUAAUAAAGACAAGCAUAUACAAAAACUGUGCACCAUAGAGAAUAAACCUGAUAAAGAAAGAUAUAAACCUUUUUCAACUUUAAACAAACAGAGCGAACAUAAAGUUGAUACCAGCAAAUUUAUCGAAGAUCCUUUUUUUGACAAAACCACAAAAUUGGUUAAUUUACCUGAGUCUUUAAACAUUUUAAGCCAACAAGAGGAAAGAGUUAAGAGUGAACAAUAUAAAAGUAAAUUUGAAAGGGAGCUUGAAAAAAUAUUGCAACAAGAGGGUGGAGAAAAAACUGAAAGUGAAACUGAAGAAUCCAGUGAAUCUGAGAAGGAAGAUAUAGAAUAAUACUACUUUCUAAACUUUUUAAUAUAAAUAAAAC
Messenger RNA from Brassicogethes aeneus, 680 nucleotides. The record is from the annotation of a GenBank genome assembly. NCBI's taxonomy places the organism in Eukaryota, Metazoa, Arthropoda, Insecta, Coleoptera, Nitidulidae.